Messenger RNA from Rhea pennata, 1465 nucleotides. It is a transcript of the gene DUSP11, whose product is annotated as dual specificity phosphatase 11. The record is from RefSeq and is a predicted model, not a curated record. The transcript is spliced from 10 exons. Gene Ontology annotation, molecular function: protein tyrosine/serine/threonine phosphatase activity; polynucleotide 5'-phosphatase activity. Gene Ontology annotation, biological process: protein dephosphorylation. Bases 84 to 1070 code for a protein of 328 amino acids. Lineage: Eukaryota; Metazoa; Chordata; Aves; Rheiformes; Rheidae.
ACAUCAGCGGCGACGGCGGCCGCGUGAGGUCAGCGCGGCGGAAGCGGAAGUGGCGGCGGCGGCGAGUGGGUGAGAGCGUCGCCAUGCCGGGCGGGGGGGGCGCCCGCGUCCCGGACAGGUGGACGGACUACGUGCCGCUGGGCAGGCGGCUGCCGGGCACCCGCUUCAUCGCCUUCAAGGUGCCCCUGAGAAAGAGCUUCAAUCAGAAUCUUCAUCCAGAAGAGAGAUUUUCUCCUCGUGAUCUCAUUAAGAAAAUCAAGGAGCAAAAGGAAGAACUGGGCCUGAUCAUUGAUUUAACAUACACAACUCGCUACUAUGGGCCAGAGGAGCUACCAGCCACGCUCCACUACUCAAAGAUCUUCACGAUGGGACAUGAAAUACCGAACAAUCAAACCAUUUGCCAGUUCAAGUGUGUUGUAAAAAACUUCUUGAGAGAGAACAGAGAUAAUGAUAAACUGAUUGGAGUGCAUUGCACGCAUGGCUUAAACAGAACUGGCUACCUGGUUUGUAGGUACCUGAUUGAUGUUGACGGCAUGGAGCCAAAUACCGCCAUAGAGUUGUUCAACAGAGCUCGAGGCCACCCAAUAGAGAGAAUGAACUAUAUUGAAGAUCUUCAGAAGAGAUCUGUGAAAAGGAACUGCGAAGUAAAGCAUUUGGGCUCGGACUCCUUCAAAAGAAGAAUUGGCGCUACGCAAAAUGCUAGAAGGCAGCUGGUAUCUGAACAUCAUCUGCAUCAUUCAGAACAACUCCCCUUAGCCAUGCCCAGGCUCCUCCCUUCUCAGCAAAGAUGUCAGGGGAGUGGUGAUUUCAGAAACUACGGCUAUGCCGAGAGGAAUGGCUGGCGUGACAGGGGAUGCGUGCGUCAGCGGGAGCUUGUGCACGAGCGCCGUGUGGCAGAGAGGAGUCAGCCUUGCAGUUUGGGACCAAAGAACUGUCCGGUUUCGUUGCCUUAUAGCGAGCAGUACAAUGGACUGCGUUUUCCAGCGCAGGGUCUCGGCUUUCAUCUCCCAGAGGAAACACACACAGCCAAGAAACGCAGACGAUGGUGCAGGAAACCGGUGCCAAUGUAGGGAACGUUACACAAAAGGAAAGCUGUCCCAGGGCUGUGUUUUCACCCAGGAGGAGCUCUGACACAAGUCUCACUAGUUUAAUGAAUGGAUUAGCCGCAAUCACUAGCAGCUCAGUUGACAAUCUGGAACUACAGAGGAAAGUGGUUUUUAUUCUUAACACCUUAACCCAGGUUUCCCCAUCCACCCUUCGGGUACUUUUACAACUUCCACUUUGAAAUUUUGAAAUCCUGUGUCAGAUCUUGGAGUGCUCAGUGCCUCGAGAGACAUUGAGAAUAAAUGUGUGCCCACACUGACCCAAAACCUUCCUGAAGAAGCAUCUUCGUGGGUACCGUUUUAAACUUUGACAGAAGGAGCUUUUGUUUCGGGUUUACAUAAUACAUAAUUUGAAAAAGAAA